AUGAUAUCUUCAAGUUGUUGGGUACCAAGAGGGUUUGCCUCUGAAUUUCCGGAAAAAUAUGAGUUGAAUGAUGAAGAAAUGGAAAGGAUUACUGCAAUGGCCAACCUUGAAUUAAACGAUGCUAAAGAAGGAUUAGAGGAGGCUCAAGAGCAAGAAACUGAGGGAAAGAAGUCCACCCAAUUGAGAGACCAGAUUGAAUUAGAUGAUGAUUUAAAAGAAUACGAUUUGGAAAACUAUGAUAAUGAAGACGAUGGAACUGGAGGUGAGAAUAUAACAAUGUUUCCAGGGUUAUCGAAUAGUGAUGCUAAAUAUCAUCAAGGUGAAGAAGGUGAAAACGAUGCAUACUUAAGUUUGCCAACUGAUGUUGAUCUCCAAGAAGAAAAAAAAGAAUCCCAAAUAUAUCCUACUGAUAACUUAGUUUUGGCUACAAGAACUGAGGACGACAUUUCAUAUCUUGAUGUUUAUGUCUACGAUGACGGUGCAGGUGCGCCUGAAGGAUCCAAAGAAGAGGAAGAGGAUAAGUUUGAUGCAGAUGUAGCAAAGGGCUUAGUUAGAGAUUCCAACUUAUAUGUCCAUCACGAUAUAAUGUUACCUUCAUUUCCAUUAUGUGUUGAAUGGAUCAACUAUAAACCAGGUCAAACUGAUCUCGCAGAAAACGAUAGUAAUGUUGGUAACUUCGCUGCCGUCGGUACCUUUGACCCUCAAAUUGAAAUUUGGAACUUGGAUUACAUAGAUAAGGCAUUUCCAGAUUUAAUUUUAGGUGAACCACCACAGCAGAACUCGUUCACGGCUUUAUCUAAAAAGAAUAAGAAGAAGAAGAAGUCAAAAACCCAUGUUACUACUCAUCACACUGAUGCUGUUUUGUCAUUAGCACAUAAUAGAACUCAUAGAAAUGUAUUAGCAUCCACUUCGGCCGACCACACUGUUAAAUUGUGGGAUUUAAAUACCGGUACAGCUGUCAGAUCAUUGAACAAUAUACACGCUAACAAAACCGUCUCUUCAUCUCAAUGGCACUCGCAAGAGGCUUCUAUCUUAUUGACUGGUGGGUACGAUGGUACUUGUGGUGUGACUGAUGUUAGAAUUUCAGAUGAAUCGCAAAUGACUAAGAAUUAUAAGGUGGCUAAUGGGGAAGAAGUUGAAAAUGUUAGAUGGGGACAUUCGCCAGAGAUUUUCUAUGCUGGUACUGAUAACGGUAAUAUUUACUGCUUUGAUGUUAGAAUCGUUGAUAAACCAUUAUGGACUUUGCAUGCCCAUGAUGCAGGAAUUUCAUCUUUGGAUGUUAAUAGUCAUGUUCCUGGAAUGUUAGUAACGUCUGCUAUGGGUGAAAAAGUUGUAAAGCUUUGGAAAUGUCCAACAGAAGGUAACAAGGGUCCUUCGAUGGUUUUAUCGCGUGAUUUUGGUGUUGGUAAUGUUUUGACAUCAUCAUUUGCUGAUGAUAUUGAAGUCGCAGGUAAUUUGACAAUUGGUGGUGUCAGUGGUGCAUUAAAGAUGAUGGAUACAUUUUCGAAUAGAUCGGUCCGUAAUUCAUUCCGUGAUGAAUUAAAGCAGUUGCAAGUUCAAGCUAAAGCAUCUGCAAAGGAGCAAGGCAGAGCUUCAAGACUUGCUAGAAAAUAUCAGAAUGAUUCUUACAAAGAAAACGUUAUGACUGUUGAAGCUGGUGACUCAGAUGACUCUGAUUCUGAUGGUGCUGAUGGUGCUCAUGAAAUGGAAGAAGAUGAAGAUUGA
Debaryomyces hansenii CBS767 is the source of this 1725-nucleotide messenger RNA. It is a transcript of the gene PWP1, whose product is annotated as rRNA-processing protein. The transcript has a single exon. Gene Ontology annotation, biological process: rRNA processing. NCBI's taxonomy places the organism in Eukaryota, Fungi, Ascomycota, Pichiomycetes, Serinales, Debaryomycetaceae. The coding region runs from base 1 to 1725 and encodes 574 amino acids. Gene Ontology annotation, molecular function: protein binding. Gene Ontology annotation, cellular component: nucleus. The record is from RefSeq and is a predicted model, not a curated record.